Messenger RNA from Rhipicephalus sanguineus (brown dog tick), 7529 nucleotides. RefSeq names its product epidermal growth factor receptor (gene Egfr). Bases 703 to 5127 code for a protein of 1474 amino acids. Gene Ontology annotation, molecular function: ATP binding; transmembrane receptor protein tyrosine kinase activity. Gene Ontology annotation, cellular component: basal plasma membrane; signaling receptor complex. NCBI's taxonomy places the organism in Eukaryota, Metazoa, Arthropoda, Arachnida, Ixodida, Ixodidae. The transcript is spliced from 27 exons. The record is from RefSeq and is a predicted model, not a curated record. Gene Ontology annotation, biological process: positive regulation of cell population proliferation; protein phosphorylation; positive regulation of kinase activity.
UUGUGAGCGUGGUUAUAGUUCCUCAAGACGUCGGCCGUGCAACGCCUUUGAAGGAAGCCGAACAGAAAGUUCAGCCGAAGAUACCUGGGAUAACGAUACUACGAAGGAAUCAAACCAUCGGGUGUUCGUUCGUCCGUCCGGCCCGGUGCUGGCAUACCUCGGGCUGUCUUGUUUAGAGAUUCGCUUUCCUUCUCCCAGUCUUCUUCCACGACCACGCAGUGUUCCCAGAGCUUCUUCACUACUACUGCUCGAUGAUGACGAGGCGGCGAAGGAUUCUGCCGAGCGGUCGACCGAGCGAGCUGGUUCCCUGCUUCGGCCUCCUGACGCGGAGGCCCUCCAGGUCGUAGUACCACCACGCCGUCCCUCCUGGAAGGACCCCGGAUCGAGUGGACAUCGCCGCCGGGUCCAGCAACUCAGCGCAUCCCAAAGCUUUAUGAAGCGGAGCAGCGGUAGUGAUAACGUGCCACCGGUGUGACUCAGCAGACGCGUCUGCUACGGGUACAUAUCGUCGCCUGAUUAUACUCCCGAGAAGAACAGUCAUCCGUGAGUGAAUCGCGGUCGUUUUAUUGUGCGCAAUUUAAAAGCGUACUACUACUGGGCAGCCCAGAGAGCAGGCUGUCAAACAGUUCCUGUUGUGAGACGGAAAAAGUGCUGUUCGCCGAAGGUGAUGUGGACGGUGGCGAUCGGCAACGUCCAGUCGCAAUGACCGUGAGGACUCAGCUCGUCGUGGUCUUUCUUCUAGUCAGUUUCGGACUCCUGGUGGCUGCUGGUCAGUCCAAAAAGAAUGGCCAGGUCAAGAAAGGGAAAAUCUGCAUCGGCACAAAUGGCCGAAUGUCGGUUCCAUCGAACCGAGAGCACCACUACCAGAACCUCAGGGACCGCUACACAAAUUGUACAUACGUGGACGGGAACCUGGAGCUGACAUGGCUACAGAACAAGAGCCUGGACCUGAGCUUCCUGCGCGACAUCCGCGAGGUGACGGGUUACGUGCUCAUCUCUCACGUGGACGUGCAACGCAUCCUGCUGCCGAGCCUGAUGAUCAUCCGGGGCCGCAGCCUGUUCAAGCUGAACGUGCACGACGAGGAGUUCGCGCUCAUCGUGACUCUGUCCAAGAUGGAGAACCUCGAGCUGCCGGCGCUUCGCGACAUCCUGCGCGGCAACGUGGGCUUCUUCAACAACUACAACCUGUGCCACGUGCGCCACAUCCAGUGGGACGAGAUACUGUCCGGCCCACCGGCGCACAUGGUCUACGUGUACAACUUCACGCAGCCCGAGCGAAGCUGUCCGCCGUGCGACGCGUCGUGCCGCGGCGGCCACUGCUGGGGCGAAGGGCCGCACAACUGCCAGAAGUUCUCCAAGGUGAACUGCUCGCCGCAGUGCCACCAGGGCCGCUGCUUCGGCCCGGAGCCGCGGGAGUGCUGUCACCUGUUCUGCGCCGGCGGCUGCGUGGGACCCAAGCAGAGCGACUGCCUGGCCUGCCAGAACUUCUACGACGACGGCGUGUGCAAGCAGGAGUGCCCGCCCAUGAUGCGCUACAACCCCAACACCUACUCGUGGGACUACAACCCGGACGGCAAGUACGCGUACGGCGCCACCUGCGUCAAGGACUGUCCCGAGCACCUACUGCGCGACAACGGCGCCUGCGUGCGCAACUGUCCGCCCAACAAGAAGGCGCAGCAGGGCGAGUGCGUGCCCUGCGACGGACCUUGUCCAAAGAAUUGCCAAGGGGUGAGCGUCGUCAACUCAAUCAACAUCGAGGACUUCCGGGGCUGCACUAUAAUCGAAGGUUCCCUUACCAUCCUGGACUCCACUUUCAACGGCUUUCAGGAAGUUUACGCCGAUUUCUCGUUCGGUCCACGCUACGACAAGAUGGACCCGAGCAAAUUGGAAGUGUUCAGCACGCUCAAGGAAGUCACUGGCUACGUCAACAUCCAGGCUUCGCACCCAAACUUCACGUCGCUGUCGUACUUUCGGAAUCUAGAAGUCAUCGGUGGCCGGACGCUGACAGACGGCAUCCAUGGUCACUUAGUUUCCCACCUCACACACGAGUCCAAGGGGCACGACAGGUAUUUCGCCGCCUUGUACAUCGUGAAGAGUUCGCUGAAGUCACUCAACCUGCGGAGCCUGAAGAAGAUCCGCUCGGGCAGCAUCGCCAUCCUGGAGAACAAGGACCUGUGCUUUGCCGACAGCGUCGACUGGUACCAGGUCAUGAAGUCCAACGCCCACAACGUGCUGCUUCAGCGGAACGCCGACAAGGCCGACUGCGAGGCACAAAAGCUCGUAUGCCAUCCCCAGUGUUCCUCAAGUGGUUGCUGGGGCCCAGCAUCAAACGAAUGUCUUUCCUGCAAAUCAUACCGGCUAGAUGAUACCUGCAUUGACAAGUGUGACACAUCAAAAGGCAUCUACGAUGAUGGGAACUUUGUGUGCAAACACUGCCAUGAAGAAUGUCUCGGUGAAUGUUCUGGUCCCGGAGCUGGCAACUGCAGCAAGUGUCGACAUGUUCGUGAUGGGCCUUACUGCGUCAAGCAGUGCCCCGAAUCAAAGUACAAUCAGUCGGGCUUCUGUAUGCCCUGCCAUGAAAACUGUGUCGGAGGGUGCACUGGACCGAACAACACCGUUGGACCUGAUGCUUGCAAUUCCUGCGAAAAGGCUAUUGUCAGCGCAUACGACCCCAAUGUCGUGGAACAAUGCUUGAAAGCAGAUGAGGCCUGUCCAGAUGGAUUCUACCACGAGUAUUUUGGUCCACAGGAGGAAGGAGCUCUCAAGUCCUUGACUGGAAAAUCGGUCUGUCGCAAAUGCCACCAGCGUUGCAAGAACUGCACGUCUUACUCCAUCCAUGUCUCGGUUUGCGAGUGCCUGCACUACAGCAGCGGAGAGCAGUGCGAGGAUCGUUGCCAAAGAGACCACUUUCCCGACGAGGCUAACCGGCGGUGCCUUCGGUGUCACGACGAGUGCCGGGGCUGUUACGGACCCACGGCAGCCCACUGCACCAAUUGUCGUAACUUCCGUAUCUACGACUCAGAAAAUCGUACUCAGUUCAACUGCACUGCCACCUGUCCUCCCGAGAAGCCAUACAAGGUAUUUGCUGACACCACAACCAAGGACCCACACUGCUCUGAAGAAGAUCCCAACCAGAUGGCUCUGCAUGGCAGGACAGAGGAAGACCACUUGCCUGCAAUCCUUGCCAGUGCUGGUGGCUGCAUCUUGUUGCUGGGUAUUUUCUUGGCCGUGUUCAGCUACCACUGGUUCCAGAGAGCCAAAACCAAAGAGAACACAGUCAAGAUGACCAUGCGGAUGAGCGGUUUUGAAGACAAUGAGCCUCUGAAGCCGACAGACAUCAAACCCAAUCUUGCCCAGCUAAGGAUUGUGAAGGAAGCCGAGCUUCGUAAAGGCGGCAUCCUGGGCUAUGGAGCCUUUGGUACAGUCUACAAGGGUGUCUGGGUGCCCGAGGGUGAAAAUGUGAGGAUACCAGUUGCCAUCAAGGUUCUUCGUGAGGACACCGCGCCAAACACGAACAAGGAGUUUUUGGAAGAGGCGUACAUUAUGGCGAGUGUGGACCACCCCAAUGUUCUGAAGCUGCUGGCAGUUUGCCUGACAUCGCAGUUGAUGCUGGUCACACAGCUGAUGCCUCUUGGCUGCCUGCUCGACUAUGUUCGCAACAACCGCGACAAGAUUGGCUCCAAGCCACUGCUGAACUGGUGCACCCAGAUUGCACGGGGUAUGGCCUACCUGGAAGAGAAGCGUAUGGUUCAUCGUGACCUCGCCCUGAGAAAUGUCUUGCUUCAAACGCCUGGCUGUGUGAAAAUCACUGACUUCGGUUUGGCCAAGCUGCUCGACAACAAUGAGUUUGAGUACAAGGCAGCUGGCGGCAAGAUGCCCAUCAAAUGGCUGGCAUUGGAGUGCAUACAACACCGCAUCUUCACACACAAGAGUGAUGUCUGGGCAUUUGGUGUGACUGUUUGGGAGUUGCUCACAUACGGCAUGCGACCUUAUGAAAACGUCUCCGCACGAGAUGUGCCCGAUUUGCUUGAGAAGGGAGAGAGGCUCAACCAGCCAUCAAUUUGCACCAUCGAUGUCUACAUGAUCAUGAUCAAGUGCUGGAUGCUUGAUGCUGGAUCACGUCCCUCCUUCAAGGAACUGGCCGAAGAGUUUGCCAAAAUGGCUCGCGAUCCAGGGCGUUACCUGGUCGUUCCCGGCGAUAAGCUGAUGCGCUUACCAAGCUACACUCCACAGGAUGAGAAGGAACUCAUCCGAAACCUGAGCAUGCCCAUGGAAGGCUCAGAGGUCAUCAUGGACGCUGAGGAGUACCUGCAGCCCAGGGCUCAGCCGAGCAUGAUCGUAGGUGCUGAGCAGGCUCCGCCACCUACACCAAUCAAGAAAUUCAUGGACGACCGUGGAUUUGAGGAGGAUCCCACUGUUGGAGUUCCAAACCCAGCAGAGUUCUUCCCCACCAACAUGGUUCCACAUCCCGACAUGAACGGGGGCUGCCACGCCAAUGGUAUGAACCCUCGCUGCCGAGAGAACAGCCUGAACCAGCGCUACUGCUCUGACCCGCUAAAGCUCCUUGGAAAAGAUGCUGAGGAAGGAGAUGACGACGCCUUCUUGCACAAUGCGGCAACACUUCCAAAAGGAGCCAAGCCAAGCGACAUGCGUAUGUCCCUGCCGGUGGACGAAGAUGACUACCUGAUGCCUUCACCACGAUCCAAGGGCCUCUCCACCACUUACAUGGACUUGAUUGGGGACAGUCGCUACUCAAACGGUGUUGAUGGCCUCGACCCUCGUCUUCAGGGCUACGGGGGCUUCAUGCCCGACUUUGUUCCUCCCAACGGCCAGGCACCGUUACAGGGUGUCGACAACAUUGAGUACCACCUCAUGAACAACCGCAACGGGCCGGCUCAUCCAUUGGCAAUGCAACUGCCUCGUGACCCAGGUCCCCAGUACGUCAAUACCUGCCCCCUGGGUUCUCCAACCACGGUGGUCCCUCCUCAGCAGCCCGGUGUGGUGACCCGCAAACAGCACAGCUCCGACGAAGACACCGACGACCACGAGUAUUACAACGACUACGACCGACUCAAGCGGGAGCUUCAGCCGCUCAACCAUCGUAGCCGGAGUGAAACGACGGUCUAGUGACAAUGCUCCAAGCUGUGCGCGUGACAGAAACUUGUCGCUGCAGUCGUCUCCAGUUGUAGCCAGGCUGGCUGUGGGAAAGCUACUGCGUCUCCUUUCAUGUUAGGAAGCAGACUCGGUCAAGUCAAGCCGUCUCUGCUGGUAUGGCAUGUAGACAACAACCAAAGUUGGUGCGCAAGGGGGCAUCUGAGAAUUUGCUAUUUCCAUUAUUCAUUUCACUUCACUUAUGUGAUCAAUGUUGCUGGCAAAAUUUUGAAUGUACAAAUAUUUUUCGGCAGGACACUGAAUUUUAUAUCUCUUGUGAAAAGUCAUUGCAGUCUGGUUUGAAUCAGAUGAAAGAGAUAAUUUGCUUAGAGAGCCAUAAUCAAUUAAAUUUUUUAAGAAUUAACAGAGAAAUUCUCGUUACCAAAGCACUGUGACAUUUAUCACCCAGUGGCAGAGUGAAACUUCUCCAUUCUUCUAACAAAAGUCUUCAGAGACUGCAGCUGUCGGCAGAACACAGAAAAAAAACCCUUCAUGCAAAGCAUUGAGUGAUCUCAGUCGUCUCUCCUGACAAAAGGCUUUCCAUUUGAAAGCAGCCAGCAGUGCGCAACGAGGAGCUCUGCAUCUGAGUGAAAGUCUUGCAUUUUGUUUCGACACUAGCACCUUCCAUUGCCGCCUGCUUCUGGUCACGUCAAGUCACCUCGUCGAGGCUUCAGCAGUGAACGCAGACUGUGACCGGUGUUGACUGUGGGUUAUAUCAACCGAGGACUCUGGAGAGGCAAACGAAGACGCGUCACCGUGGGACCAGUUAUCAUUUCCAGGAACUUGAUAUUUCCCAUGUGCUAUUUAUUUUCGUGGAACACACACGAGACUGUGAAAACGGAGCCAGGUGUCUUCAUUCAGGACUGUGCUUCCUUUUAAAAAGGUCACUAAAGUUUGGUGCAGUUUGAUGUAUAUAGUAUACAUAACUCUCCCAUUUUUUUUAUCGCCUUCCCUAUUUCUCGGAAGUGCAUACAUUUUUUUGUGAGCUGUGCCCAAAACAUUGCCACUGUAGUCUUUUAUUUGUCCUUUUUUUUGCAUGAACUUGCCACAUUGUGCUACUAAGGAGAGCCGUUUCGUGUGCCUACUGCCAUCCUGAAAUUACUGAGCUGUCUUUUUCGUUCCUCGUGGCUUGAUUAGCGCAUUGAUGUCUUCCGUGCCUAACGACAUCAGCGGGUGCAUGUAAUGCAUAAGCUUUCAGUAUUACAACUCAUCCGAGUGCCAUAAGACAUUGCUAUCACUUCACUAACUCGUGCAACAAUAAUUGGUUGACUCAUCGACUUCCUAUCGACACAACAAUCGCUUUGUAUAUGUUGUUAAGUUUCUAUGAACAUACUUUUUUUAGCAAGGCCCGGGAAGAGCCGGCAUUUACAAGGACUUUAAACAUCAUUGCACAAGGUGUGUAGUGCCUGUGUGCAAAGAUUGGUCUGUUUGGGGUCAAAUUGCAAAUGAUGUCCUUUCACUACUGAAACCUGUAGCAGGGUUUGGUUUUGAUUUCCUCUUUCCUUUCAUGGAACAUACCUGGUGAUUACUACUCAAGCAGCUGAAGAGCAUGCUUGAAUCACUCCACUGGUUGUGAAUGUCUGUAAAGAGUGCAUUCUAAUUGUCGAAUGCAGACGGUGACUCAUUUUUACUUUUCAGUUACAUUUAAUACAGUCAUGGCACAUUUUAAAAAUCUGAGAUUGUGUUGAAUUGUGCCUUAUAUUUUUGUUUUUUACACAUACACAUCCUUGAAACUUCUGUUUUGUCGCAUGUGAUGCUGAAAUUGUUGCCAGAGUUUUACAAACAAUGGUUCCUGCAAGCAGAGGAGCAGAUAUUUUGCUUUAAGACAUUUUUUUAUGUUGAAUUGUUCCAAGUAAAGUACAACAGAAUAGAGGUGAAUUUGUAGGAGGGACCAAAACAGAUCAUUUCAGCAUAUCAUAUCAACCCUGUUGGCAGCAAAAGGCCAAUGCUACCAACAUUUCUAUUCUUUCCUUUCAGGUGCAGACUAAAUUCAUUGUAACCUAGACUCGUGUCCCACACUGCCUCGUGAUCAUUGUAACAGCAUUUGACUUGCCACAAUACUUUUUGAUCUUUACCUGUAUAUACGUACAUUUUAAAACUUCUCAACUGGCUUCAACAGGAAAGCUCUACUGAAUAAGCUCACCUCAUUAGGCUCAGCUAAGCUGCAUGUUUGCGCAUGUUAUGUAUGUAUUGUACAAAGUGUGUUUUACCAAUGAGUGUCAACUUCCCAAGUUUUACAUAGUCCUGUUAGGAGCAGUUUAGGGUACAUUCCUAGUGAGACUGCUCCCUAUGUGGGGUACCUCCGAAGAGUGGAAAAUUUUAAAGAUGAGAGUUGUAUUUGCUAUAUGGUACAUUAAUAAAAUUACUUCUCCAAUAAA